Chara braunii is the source of this 1853-nucleotide messenger RNA. Lineage: Eukaryota; Viridiplantae; Streptophyta; Charophyceae; Charales; Characeae. The record is from the annotation of a GenBank genome assembly.
UAGAGCGCCAUGCUUUUGUUCUUUUGUGCAUGUGGAGGGUAGUGGAGAGAGGGUGGCGGUGAAGCCCAAGGCGGCAUGUCUGCUGCGCAUGCAGGCGGACGUCCACACACAGUCUGAAAGUCUGACGACGCAGUUUGUCACCGUCGCCCUUUCCUUGUCCACGUCAGCUUUCAAAACAAAAACUGAAUUGGAAUUAAUCGCUGGAGUAAAAGGAUUCGAACCUUUGCAUGUCACACACACACACACACACACGCAGACAUUCAACCUCCUGACGAGUCAGUGAAGGUCCAACCAAACAGUCUGGCGCAGUGCCAUGUGCUAGAGUUGUGUAUAGCGAAGAUGAGAACACACGCGCAAACAGAGGGAGCUCGACAGGUCAGGAUUUUGCCUUCCGUACUGUGUUGAAUGAAGCAAGGCUGAGGCUGCAUGCGCAUGCACGCGCACACACGAGUCCAAGGCGGCAUGUGCAUGCACGAGCAGACACGAGCCCAAGGCUGCAUGUGCAUGCACGCGCACACACGAGCCCACGCAGAGACACGUCCGCACUCGCGCGCUCUAAGAGAGACGCACGCGCACUCACCUACGGGAGGGAGGAGGCACGCUCUUCUCCUCUGUGUUCGUGUGACCAGGUUCUGGUGUUAAGUAUUGUUGUAGUCCCAGAGAAGGACAUGAGCGACGUCGCUUCUCUGAUCGUUCAGUUGCGAGCCAUGAGUGACGUCGUUUCUCUGGUCGUCAGUUGAGCGACGAGAGCGAGGUCGCUCACUGGAAUUGAGCUUCGAGGGCAACGUCGCGCACUGGAAUUGAGCGACCGGAGCGACGUCGCUCAUUGCGAUUGAUAAGCGACGCGAGCGACGUCACUCACUUGAGUCGAACGACUUCAGGCUGGAGUUGCUGAAGUCGCAAACGUGGUCAUUUUGUAUUUCUAUCUCUAAGCAGCUACUCAAGGAAUUGUGUGAAGCAGAUUUUACGAGCAUUGAGGAGGCGGCGGCGAGAUCUGACGUGGAGAUCCCAGAGAGGAAGGACAAAGGCAUGGAGAGAUCUUAGGUUGACUUGCACAGAUUGCCGUCAGACUCUGUUUUGUUUCGCGGGGGGGAACCGAAGAAGAUGUCUGGCCCUCGGAGCAAAUCAGCAGCAGUUCAGUCCUUGCCCUGGCCGAGAGCUGGCCUGCCUUUUGCUGUAUGCGCAGCAGCAUUGAUUGCCAUUCUCAUCGAGUGGCGUCUUCUGUCGACCGUUGCCCAACCAUCCCAGUUCGAGGAAAUUCCCACAGCGACCUGCGAUGCUUCGGAUCUCGGAUACCGGUGCAUGUAUGGCGUCCCUGAUAGCGGGUAUUAUGUCCACUGGAAUGCACCUGUGAAUAAUACUGUUAACAUGGCUGUGCGAGCAAAUGCCAACAGUUGGAUUGGGAUUGGGUGGAACAGCCAAAACGAGAUGAAAGGGGCCGUUGCUGCUGUUGGAAUUAACUUUCAAGUCCUGCAGCGGUACCUUUAUGACUAUAAAGCGGAGCUCAUUAGGCCGUAUUCCGGCCUGUUUGCUCCUGAGUCCCCAACAUCGAUCGAGAGACAGGGUGCUAAUCUCACAAUGAGGUGGUUCCGCACGGGUCAACCAACGGUCAGCUUUAUGGGUGCAGUACGCAAAAUGUACGAAGUAUUCGGUCAGCCUGUUGCCGUAAAGUCGCCGGGAGAUGAUGUUGCCGACCUCUUGAAACCGUCCAUGGAGGGUGGGUCUUGCGAUCGUCGCCCCGGAAAGUCGUCAUGUUCCGCUGGCGUGUAAAGAGCCAACUUGGAGCAGUGAAAGACCAGGUAGAUGGGCACGUGGGCGGGCACCUGGAUGACAAAUGAAGGUCCCUCGGGUGC